Molecule: messenger RNA, 1992 nt
Organism: Adineta steineri
Lineage: Eukaryota; Metazoa; Rotifera; Eurotatoria; Adinetida; Adinetidae
Source: the annotation of a GenBank genome assembly
AUGACUUCAACAUUAAUUAGUCGACGUAUUCCGUCAUGUUUAUUAUUAGUUAAUCGAUCGAUAAUUUAUCGAACUGCAGCAACUGCACCUAAAGCAGCAUCACCGGUAACACCUGAAUCAUUAAUAAAUGAACAAAGACCACAAUCGAAAGAAAGUAAAGAACAUGUAAAAACUCAAAAAGCUCGUCUUGAAGCAACAUCAUCAACCCCGAAUGAAAAAGUUGAUAAACAAGCGCGAACAUCAAAUUCAUUUGUAAUGAAUCUAUUUCGUGGUCAAUUUUCGCCGAAUGAAGUAUUUCCAUAUCCGAAUGUACUUAAUGAAGAACAAAAAGAUAAUAUUAAAAUGUUAAUAGAUCCAAUAUCGAAAUUUUUCGAAGAAAAAAAUGAUCCAGCAAAAAAUGAUCAACUUGAAAAAAUUCCUGAUGAUGUUAUGAAUGGUUUAAAAGAACAAGGUGCUUUUGGUAUUCAAGUACCUGUAGAACUUGGUGGUCUUGGUUUAAUAAAUACACAAGCAGCACGUCUUUUUGAAGUUGUUGGCGCUCAAGAUUUAGCUGUUUCAAUUUGUGUUGGUGCUCAUCAAUCGAUUGGUUUUAAAGGCAUUCUUUUAUGUGGUACUGAUGAACAAAAACAAAAAUAUUUACCAAAAUUAGCUGCAGGAGAAAAUAUUGCAGCAUUUGCUCUUACAGAACCAUCAGCGGGUAGUGAUGCUGCUUCAAUUAAAACAAGAGCAGAACUUUCACCUGAUGGUAAACAUUAUAUAUUAAAUGGUUCAAAGAUUUGGAUAUCUAAUGGUGGUAUUGCUGAAAUAUUUACUGUAUUUGCACAAACACCAGUUGUUGAUGAUAAAACAGGUCAAACAAAAAAUAAAAUAACAGCAUUUAUCGUUGAAAGAAAAUUUGGUGGUGUUACAAAUGGUGCACCUGAAAAAAAGAUGGGUAUCAAAGCAUCAAAUACAACAGAAGUUUAUUUUGAAGAUUGUAAAGUUCCUAUUGAGAAUGUUCUUGGUGGAGUUGGUAAUGGCUUUAAAGUUGCAAUGAAUAUUUUAAAUAAUGGACGAUUUGGUAUGGUUGCUGCUUUAUCAGGAACAAUGAAAAUGGCUAUAAGAAAAUCGAUUGAUUUUGCUAAAAAUCGUAAGCAAUUUGGUCGUACAAUUGAUACAUAUGGUAAUGUUCAAGAGAAACUUGUUCGUAUGGAAAUGCGACAGUAUGUUACUGAAAGUCUUGCAUUUCUUUUGGCACAAAAUAUGGAUCGAGGAAUUCCUGAAUAUCAAUGUGAAGCAGCAAUUGGUAAAAUGUUUGCAUCAGAAUCUGCAUGGUUUGUACUUGAUGAAGCAAUUCAAAUUCAUGGUGGAAUGGGCUUUAUGAAAGCAACAGGUCUUGAACGAGUUAUGCGUGAUUUACGUAUCUUUCGAAUUUUCGAAGGUGCGAAUGAUAUUCUUCGUUUAUUUGUUGCUUUUACUGGCUUACAAUAUGUUGGUUUACAUUUACGUGAAUUACAAAAAGCUGUUAAAAGCUUUAAUUUUAAUGUUAUUGUUGGAGAAAGUUCAAAACGUUUACGUCGUAAUAUGGGUAUGUCAUCAGGUCCAAAUAUAAAUGAACAUAUACAUUCAUCACUUCAAUCAUCCGGUGUACUUUUAUCGAAAUCAAUUGAUAAUUUUGGAGCAAUGGUUGAACAAAUUCUUAUUAAACAUGGAAAAACAAUUCGAGAUGAACAAUUUAUUGUUUAUCGUAUUGGAGAUAUGGCUAUUGAUUUAUAUUCAAUGGCAGCAAGUUUAUCACGUUGUACGCAAUCAUUUCAAAAUCAAGUACCAUCAGCUGUACAUGAAGCUAAUUUAGUUCGAAUUUGGUGUGAAGAAGCUUAUGAUAGAAUUAAUAAUAAUAUCAAUCUUGUUCAAAGCUCAGCUUUUAUUACACGGACAAAAUUAAUGAGUGAAUUAGCAAAAGAAAUUGUCGAAAAAGAAUCAACUGUACCUGUACAUCCAUUAGGAUUUUAA